Molecule: messenger RNA, 3833 nt
Organism: Rhinolophus ferrumequinum (greater horseshoe bat)
Lineage: Eukaryota; Metazoa; Chordata; Mammalia; Chiroptera; Rhinolophidae
Gene: POU2F3
Product: POU class 2 homeobox 3
Exons: 11
Coding region: 94-1191 (365 amino acids)
Biological process (GO): regulation of transcription by RNA polymerase II
Cellular component (GO): nucleus
Molecular function (GO): DNA-binding transcription factor activity, RNA polymerase II-specific; RNA polymerase II cis-regulatory region sequence-specific DNA binding
Source: RefSeq, a predicted model, not a curated record
AAUGAUCGAAAUGGCCUAGAUUUCAACAGGCAGAUUAAAACUGAGGAUCUCAGUGACUCCUUGCAACAGACCCUCGCGCAUAGGCCAUGCCACAUGAGUCAAGGACCUGCCAUGACAUCUGGAAACCAAAUGUCUGGGGAUAUGACUUCCCUCCAUCCCCUCCAGCAGCUCGUACUGGUUCCUGGCCACUUGCAAUCUGUAUCCCAGUUUCUGCUAUCUCAGACCCAACCUGGGCAGCAAGGUCUGCAGCCAAAUCUUCUCCCCUUUCCACAGCAACAAAGCUCUCUCCUCCUCCCACAGACUGGACCUGGCCUGGUGUCCCAGGCAGUUGGGCGCUCUGGGCUGCCAGGAUCCUCUUUAGAACCUCACCUGGAAGGGUCCCAGCAUCUCCCAGUGCCCAAGCAUUUACCCAGCUCUGGAGGGGCUGAUGAGCCCAGUGACCUGGAGGAGCUGGAGAAGUUUGCCAAGACCUUCAAGCAGAGGCGCAUUAAGCUGGGUUUCACACAGGGAGACGUGGGGCUGGCGAUGGGAAAGCUGUAUGGCAACGACUUCAGCCAGACCACCAUCUCGCGAUUUGAGGCCCUCAAUCUGAGCUUCAAGAACAUGUGCAAGCUCAAGCCACUGCUGGAGAAGUGGCUGAGCGAUGCAGAAUCUUCUCCAUCAGACUCCUCAGUGAGUACCCCCAGCUCUUACUCCAACCUCAGUGAAGUGUUUGGUAGGAAGAGGAAGAAACGCACCAGCAUUGAGACCAACAUCCGUUUGACUCUGGAGAAGAGAUUUCAAGAUAACCCCAAACCGAGUUCAGAAGAGAUCUCUAUGAUUGCAGAACAGUUAUCCAUGGAGAAGGAGGUGGUGAGGGUCUGGUUCUGCAACCGACGCCAAAAGGAGAAGCGAAUCAACUGUCCUGUGGCCACACCCAUCAAAUCACCGAUCUACACGUCACAUCUGGUCUCUCCCUCUGGGUCUCUGGGCCCCCUUGCCAUCCCUCCUGUCCAUAGCACCAUGCCUGGAACAGUAACACCAUCCUGUUCCCCUGGACACAACAGCAGGCCUCCGUCUCCUGGCUCAGUGCUCCACGCCAGCAGCCCCACCGCAUCUCAGAAUAACUCCAAAGUGGCAGUGAACUCCUCCUCCUGUUUCAACUCUUCAGGAUCUUGGUACCGAUGGAAUCAUCCCACCUACCUCCACUGAGACCAAAAAGUUUCUCCUGUUCCACCUGGCCCUGUAUUCUCCACUGGAAGGAAGGCAGUCACACCUUCUCUAUAUGGACAGAUUACUUUCAGAAGAGUAGAAGAGAAUCCCCACUAUCAAUGAACCUAAAUCUUGCCUUUAUGAGCAAGGGCCUCUGGAGAUCCAAACUGUGAUUGAACCAUGUGUUGACUCCUAGUGUUCUUGAAAUUCAUACCAAUACUAGGAGUUGAUCAUUUACAUCUUCCUUGCCUGUGCCCUUACCCUCUAGUUCUAAAUAUUUCAGAUGGCAUCACUGUGGCCGUGGUGUUUCAGAGAAAGGACUUUUCGCCAUUAUUCUGCAACUCAUUCUGGGGACAGCCAUUUGCCUGGUGUGCCACACUACCAGAAGGGGAGAUAAUGGUUUUGACUCUGAACUUAGCCACAAUCUCUGAACUGGUUCUAAAAUCUGUGAAAAGAUUUGAAUCCAAUGUCUCCACCAAAGCCUUGAUGUUUUUUCUAUUCAGUAAAGUUUUCUGACUGAAUCUUCUUUCACUCCAUUUCCCUUUAGCCCCACCCCCUCUUCUACAACCAAAUCCAUUCAUGAUUUUGUUCUCCAAGUUCCCUCCUCUUUACAGAAGACCGAGUCCCUCAGUCUGCUGGGCACAUUUCUCUGCCUGUAGGUGCUCUUCUGUCUGUUACAUCUGUCCCAGAGUUCAGGAGCACUUGUUCCUUCUCUCCUACCCUAUGUUUCCCCUUAUUUCAUCCCUUUUCCCCUCUAUUGGCUGCAGAAGGAAGAAGACAAAAGCAAACAUGCAACAAUUAUGCUGGCAAAACACCUGUAGAUAGCCCUUUCCUGUUUUUGCAUUAUGUUCUUCUCUCCUUAGUAUGGAAUUUUCCAGCAAAAUGUUUAACUCAGGUGUGAAUUUUGAAGACGUCUCUGUAAUAUUUUACCUUCUUUAAAAAAAAAGAAUGAAAAAGAAAGAAACAUGUACCAAAGUGUUAAAUAAUGUGCUGGCUCUCACAAGAGUCCCCAGAUGGACUGGGAAUCCUUGUUAGCUUCCCAGGAACACCGUCUCUGGCCUCCUUUGUGGGCCAGCGUGUAAGAGACAUGACAUGAAGCCAUUCCACAAACGGUAACUUUUCUUUUUAAGACUGCAUAUCCAAGAAAAGUUGAUAUUCAAAGGAAUCUCACUGUUCCUAAAUAAAUUUGCAUAGUGAUAAUAUAAACUAUUCCACUAUUGAUAAGAAGAGGUUUAGAUUAUUGUUCUCUAUCUUUUUGUUGUGGGGGAUCCGAGUGCAUAUGAUAAAAUAGGAUGGGAAAAAUGUUUCAGAUUGAUGCAUUAAGUCUGUUACUCCCCAAACUGAUCUAAAGAUGACAUGCAUUAACACAGGGCUCGGAAGAGUUCAGAGUUGCUGCUCUUUUUCACAGAACUGCCUUAAAGGCAGAGAAGGCGAGAGACUUGAUUUUUUUAUUUUGUAAGUGGGAGAUGGUAAACAUUUAAGGUCAAGUCAUUCGUAGACUUAAGAGGUAAAGGCUGAGGUUAGUAGCUCAUAUCUCAGAUAUCCUAAAGGUCAGUUAUUCAUAGUUCACAAUGAAAAUCUGUCUUAAAUAGGUAUUUAAGGCAAAGAAUAAUUUAUAGAUUUGCCUUUGGAAUGUACUGUGACUCUUGGUAAGGGGCUUGAGGGGGCAGGGGAGCUAUCCUUGUGGGUUUUCUUAGGUUAAUACAAAUUUAAAUAGUUACCAUUCCUGAGGUAAAUAUUGACCUGUGGGAAAGGGAGGCUCUUCAAAAGUGUAAUGGCUGAAGGAGAAAAACUAAAAUUGGGAUUAGACAUUUGUUGCAAAUAAUAAUAUCCAAGUGGAAAAUGUUUACAUAAAUGGUCACGAGUUAACUGUUCUUGAUGUUUGAAUGGGGCUUAUAUUAAGACUAAUAUUUUCUGUCAUGAAUUGGGAAAAUGUCUAUUGAUAGGUGGUUAGCUUUGCAAAGAAAGAGUGAGUUGAAAGGGGCUUGGUAUGCAGCAGAGACAGCAAGAAGAGCCUUCAACUGUAAUUUAAGCAUAAAAAGGGACUAUUCCACCACCCAUGAGCACAUCUGUGCAUACAUGUAUAUUUCAUACAUAUGUAUGUGUGCACGCUUCCUUGUAAACUCACUCUGAUGAGCUGACCCUUUUCUGCAGCAAUCCUGGCUACCUUGAUAUCUUGCUCAGGUGAGUGCUAAAAGUUGAUCUGCACUGUCCAAGGCUCUAGCUUCCAUCCAUUUGAACUUUUCAAAAAAAUACUUUAAUUUUUAAGCAGUUUUAGGUUUACAACAAAAUUGAGAAGAAGGUGCAGACAUUUGUCGUAUGCCACCUGCCUCCACAUGUGCAUGGCCUCCCCAGUCAUCAACAUCACUCAUCAGAAAGUACAGCUUUUACUAAGGGUGAACCUACAUUGACACAUCAUAAUUACCCAAAGUCCACGGUUUACCUUACAGCUCACUCUUGGUGUUGUACAUCUUAACAGGUUUGGAGAAAAGUAUGACAUACUCAUCAUCAAAAUAUCAUACUGAGUAUUUUUACUGCCCUAAAAAUCCUCUGUGCUCUGCCUAUUCGUCUUUUUGCUCUCUAUAUUCUUGGCAACCACUGAUCUUUUUAUUGUCUCCAUGGUUUUGCCUUUUCCAGAAUGU